AUGAAGGACACUGAUUCUGAGGAGGAGCUCAAGGAAGCCUUCCGGGUGUUUGAUAAGGACCAGAAUGGCUUCAUUUCUGCUGCUGAGCUUCGUCAUGUUAUGACAAAUCUUGGUGAGAAGCUGACAGAUGAGGAAGUGGAUGAGAUGAUUCGUGAGGCUGAUGUGGAUGGUGAUGGGCAGAUCAACUACGAGGAGUUCGUCAAAAAGUUGCUGGAGGAUGACGUUUGUAUUCGUAACACGACGCCUUUUAAAGCCAUAGUCUUGCCUUUGCACGCGGCUUAUAGACAAAUCUUGAUGAUUUGA
Molecule: messenger RNA, 303 nt
Organism: Prunus armeniaca (apricot)
Lineage: Eukaryota; Viridiplantae; Streptophyta; Magnoliopsida; Rosales; Rosaceae
Source: the annotation of a GenBank genome assembly